Linum trigynum is the source of this 279-nucleotide messenger RNA. Lineage: Eukaryota; Viridiplantae; Streptophyta; Magnoliopsida; Malpighiales; Linaceae. The record is from the annotation of a GenBank genome assembly.
AUGGUUGCACCGAGUUCUCGUGAAGGAGAAGGAUCAAGGCAGCCUCCUGCUAGACAACAACCACAAGUUGAGGAGGAAGAUGAGGAAGAAGAUGAGGAGGGACCCUGCGGUUCAUACUUCAGAUUCCACGGCUCCACCUAUUCUCUAUUCAAAGUGAUAAGCUACUGGAAACAAGAUGCUGCAUACUAUGAAACAUGCAAGAAAGAAGUCGAGAAGGCAGGAUUCAGAGGCCUAUUGGACCUUCAAAUGUCGAAAAUUCCCAAUGUCUUCAAGGACUAA